Messenger RNA from Opisthorchis viverrini, 2985 nucleotides. RefSeq lists its product as hypothetical. Gene Ontology annotation, molecular function: extracellular matrix structural constituent. Lineage: Eukaryota; Metazoa; Platyhelminthes; Trematoda; Opisthorchiida; Opisthorchiidae. The record is from RefSeq and is a predicted model, not a curated record. The transcript is spliced from 11 exons. Bases 107 to 2800 code for a protein of 897 amino acids.
CAAAGACGUCUUUCCAAUCGAUUCAGUUCUGGAAUAGCCAGCUUACCGCUUCAAAAGGUUUGAAAUUGGAUCAGUCAAGUCCAUAUGUCACUGUGACCAGAUAUCCAUGCCCCGUUUUGACUCGGAAAUGAGUUGCCGCGCAGCUUUCAAGCAGUGGUGCCUGAUCCUUCCUCUAUUUGCAUUCUGUCUCGUUUUACUCAGUUCUGUCAAUACUGUAAAUGGUCAAGUAAGCAGUCCCAGCGAAGCAUUGGGUCCACGGGGUCCCCGCGGUGAUCCAGGGCCACCAGGUCCAGAGGGUGGAAUGGGUCCACCGGGACCACGUGGACCAAUCGGACUUCCAGGAACGGAUGGCGAAAGAGGCCCGCCUGGUCCACAGGGAGUCCCAGGAACUCCAGGAAGAGAUGGUCGUCCAGGCGUUCCAGGAGUCCAAGGUACACCGGGACCUCAAGGCAUUGCUGGAUCUCCCGGUGAGCCUGGACCAGAGGGAAGCCCUGGACCUCAAGGAUAUAUGGGACCCCAGGGAGAAAAAGGAGAUGAUGGCUUUGAAGGUGCAAAGGGCUCUCAAGGAGCGAUGGGUGCUCAAGGUCUCCAAGGGCCUGUGGGGCCCAUCGGCCCCCCUGGCCCUAUGGGUCCUCCUGGUCCAGCAGGUCCACGCGGAGAAACAGGCCCUGCUGGUCGAGUUGGGCCGGUGGGUAUACAGGGUAGCGUCGGAACGCCCGGUACACCAGGAAUACCCGGAUCCGUUGGACAGAAAGGCGAACGGGGUGAACCCGGCAAGAAAGGUGCAAAGGGAUCAAGAGGAACUGCUGGUAAUCCGGGGAAACCUGGCCAAGCUGGACAACCUGGUAUACAGGGGGAACCUGGUCACGACGGACGACCUGGGGUUCGAGGUGAACCUGGAGAACGCGGCUCAGUUGGAGCGGUCGGAGUAGAUGGCCGUCCCGGAGAAAGGGGAUUGAUGGGAAGAUUGGGUGCACAAGGUCCGAAAGGUGCUCAGGGUGAAUCCGGUGUUAUCGGCAACGUCGGUCCAACCGGUCCAAUCGGUAUUAAAGGAGAAAAAGGUCAAGUGGGUAGACCUGGAGGCGUAGGAGAACCUGGUCCUCGAGGGCCACGUGGUCUAAUGGGGCCAGUUGGUGUGAAGGGUGUUAGAGGAGAACUCGGUCCCAGUGGAAGCCCCGGCAGUCCCGGUUUAGAUGGUCAACCCGGCACCGAUGGGCAACCCGGAGAACCAGGUACACCAGGAGAACAAGGUAUCUCCGGGCCUCCCGGCCCUCCGGGCCGUCCAGGACUUGACGGCAGUCCUGGGCCACGAGGUGAAAAUGGACCACCUGGGUUGAAUGGCUUACCUGGGCUGAAGGGCAGUAGUGGACCGAUGGGACCAGCAGGGUUACCAGGUGUAAACGGAAAACCCGGGACAACGGGACCCUCCGGACCGAUGGGGCAAGUUGGACCAAGAGGGAUCAGUGGUCCGGUUGGUGCAGAUGGUGAGAAGGGAACUGCUGGUUUGCCCGGACCACAAGGUUUCCCUGGCGAUGUGGGUGACGCUGGAGAACCCGGUGCUGAUGGAGAAGAUGGACCUGAAGGACCUGCUGGUGCAAUGGGACCUCCAGGACCUCCAGGGCCAGCUGGUGAACAAGGGCCACCAGGAACUCCAGGAAUGGCAGGUCCACCCGGCCCAACUGGUUACGAUGGUCCACCUGGUCCAGAUGGGAAAGAUGGGGAACCGGGAAAGGACGGAAAGCCGGGUGAACAAGGAGAGCCUGGGGAGCCGGGAAAGACUGGGCCUCAAGGACGUCCGGGACAGCGUGGAUAUCUUGGACCGCAGGGGCCACGGGGUGUAAAAGGCGAUACCGGAAUAAUGGGUCCACCUGGAGUAUAUGGUAUAAUUGGUGCUACCGGAUUUCCCGGAGAAUCUGGAAGGCAGGGGACGGAAGGGGAACCCGGAGAAAAGGGAUAUCCAGGCAUGCCAGGUAACAAAGGAAGGCGAGGACUGCGAGGAGCUCAAGGAAUCCGUGGACCGCCCGGCAUUUCAGAAGUUGGGCAGGUGAUAAACAGGACUGUCGUAGGAAGUCCUGGUAUGGUGGGUCAGCGUGGAGCAACGGGACCUCCUGGACUAAGUGGUGCACCGGGAAACAAGGGUCCAAGAGGUAGAAAAGGCGUUCAAGGAGACCGAGGAGAUUACGGAGAACGUGGUCCACCCGGACCUGCUGGUGAGCCUGGUGCUGAUGGAGAGCCAGGAAGUGAUGGUGAAAACGGACCUGACGGAGCAACUGGAGAGGCAGGUCCACAAGGUCCACCAGGUCCCCCAGGUGAUUUGGGGACAAUGGGACCACAAGGUCCCCCUGGACCACCAGGACCGAAAGGCUCAGUGGGACUGACCGGACUAAGAGGGGAACCUGGAAAAAGAGGACCGCCCGGACCACCUGGACUAACUGGAGAAUUUGAUUAUGCCAUUGAUUCAGAACAACUGAACUUCUUGAAGCUAUUGAGCGACAAGGCCACACAACAAAUAAUCUUGCGAUGCAUGAAACAGGAGGAACAGUCAUUACAAGGAAACGAGACAACCUCAGCUCCUCCUCAACUGGUUCAGUUGCUGGCAGACGACGAUACGCUUUUGUCUCCUUCCGCGCGAAAGCGCAGAGUUUCCAUAACACAAAACACCUGUGGAUUGAGCGCCGAAGGAGCGACCGUGGCCUUCGUCGACAGCCGACCAAGUCUUCUACCACUGAGGGACAUUCAGCUGACGAUAGACACGUCAACCACAAUCAGCGUGGAACUGGGUGAAGCUUGCUUUUCCUAGUAACACCAAGCAUUCUGUAUCCCAUUUUUGUCCGAACCCAUGUCAGAUUCAAAACGGAUCAGUCAAAACACCAUGCGACUCCUUAAAACAACGGUUAUUUCGUCCGAAACGGGACAAGUAACCUUUGAAGGCGCUUGUGCUGUUUGCUUAGUGUCCUGUACAGGAAAAAGAUUUGAAGGCUUUUG